Messenger RNA from Plasmodium inui San Antonio 1, 189 nucleotides. RefSeq lists its product as hypothetical. The transcript has a single exon. The record is from RefSeq and is a predicted model, not a curated record. Lineage: Eukaryota; Apicomplexa; Aconoidasida; Haemosporida; Plasmodiidae. The annotation marks the transcript as partial.
GGAAACCAUAUAAUUCAUCAGGAACAGAUAAAUCCUGAAGAUAUCAACUCGGCGGUAUCCCAUAAGGAUAAAGGGGCAAUCAUGAAAUCUAAAACGGGAAACGCCGAAGUAAAGAAUAGAAUCCUGAGCGCUAAUAGAAAGAAGAUAACCGAGAAGAACAAAAAUGACGCCGUAGCCAUGAAGAAUUAA